AUGCAGACCUGGAGCAAGAUGUUGUCGUCCGGCCUUGUACUAUCGCAGCUAAUAGCAGGCGCGGUGGCAUCAUGCGGCCAAGGGUUCAUGCUUAUUAAAGCACAUUCGGAACCAGUGUGCCAUUCAUCUGUCGAAGAGUUUAGUUUCAGCAAGUCUACGACGCACGCCAAUGCGUUCAUGGAUUUGACGUCCUUCUUAGUUAUCAACGACUUGACCGGUGCUCCGAACGCUGGACUUAAUACAUACAACCAGCCAAACUGGCAAGGAACUACGUCCUUCAUACCCCAUGCGCUCCUCAACCCUGGAGAUUGCUGGACGACAAAAGGCCUGUUCAAAAGCUUCGAGAUACUAGGCCUAAGCAAGAAGAGAGACGAACUGCCGCCGGGCGCCCUGGAACUGAUAGGCGCUGCGGAAAACGACACAGCUUCUGGUAAUCAGACAGCCUGGAAGCGAGGGGAUCCCCCUAGAAAUUAUUACCUCCUCGACCUGGAGACGGGAGAAAUCACAAAACAGGUUCCACCAUUGGCCAGGCGAGAGGCAGUCCAGAGCCCAGUUGGUAGACGGUACACCCAGGGCCAAGUCACCCUCAGGCUGCUGAAUGAGGGCACAUCGGGUGGCCGGACUUUUGGUCUUUCUGAGGGUAAAGUUUAUACCCUGGCCAAGGACAUAUGCCAACAAUGGGAUGGAGAAGACGAAGCGGUUGCCACCACCCGGGAUGAUUAUGGAAACAACGUGGAAUUGUCUUGGGAGCCGACGGAGAACGCGAACCUGAACACUGUACCUUCUAACUUGUUGUAUUCGACGGCGUAUGAGUUUGCUUAUUACGAAGGGUCACGAUUAGGGCAGGGCCAAGCACUGAUUGAGGUUUGGAACAACGAGGCAACAGUGAGAUAUGGACAUCUUAUUUUGGAGAGAGCGUGA
Molecule: messenger RNA, 921 nt
Organism: Trichoderma aggressivum f. europaeum
Lineage: Eukaryota; Fungi; Ascomycota; Sordariomycetes; Hypocreales; Hypocreaceae
Exons: 1
Coding region: 1-921 (306 amino acids)
Source: RefSeq, a predicted model, not a curated record